Molecule: messenger RNA, 668 nt
Organism: Hermetia illucens (black soldier fly)
Lineage: Eukaryota; Metazoa; Arthropoda; Insecta; Diptera; Stratiomyidae
Product: serine palmitoyltransferase small subunit A-like
Exons: 2
Coding region: 182-445 (87 amino acids)
Source: RefSeq, a predicted model, not a curated record
CAUGAGACAAAAGUUGUAAACAAGUGUCACUGCACUGCGCAGACAAGGUCUUGUUUUGGUCGUUGAUAAAGCGGUAACAAGUCGUAACUCGCCCGAUAAGGAAGUGAAAAUUGGCCUUGCAUCGAUUCGAAUAAGUGCCCGCAGAAUCCGUGGUUGAGGUCGGAGGACAACAAGCGCGACAAUGCUGGAGCUGAUCAAGAAAUGGAUGGCCUACUUGUACCUCCAUUAUGAGCUGGCCACUUGCAUUUACAUGUUCGAGCCCUGGGAGCGGAAAUUGAUUAAUGGAGCUGUUAUCGUAAUUCUUGCCCUGGUCACCUUCUCUAGUUUUGUAUAUUUGCCGAAAUACACGGAAACUUUAUUGCAUUUUCUAACACCAGUUCCUCCGGUUGGAACCGGUGACAUUCAUAUUCAACAUGGUUCAGAAAAAAUAGUCUCGAUAAGCUGAACACACCAAGAAAAAAUGACUGGAAUGAAUGAAAUAGCUUUGGAACGUUUAGAUUUAGAGAAGUAGUGAAAUAAGACAAAAUUAUAUGUAAAAUUGAAUGAUUCAUUUUUCUUGGCUGUGCCAUUCGUGUUAACAGGUCAUCAUCCUUGAGGGCACAAAAACUGGUUGAAUAGAUUGUUUGUAUUUAAAAAUAAAGACGACUAUUAAUAUUGGUUAAUUUACA